CCCCAUCUUUUGCCUCCUCACCUGCACCUGCUCAUCGCCGCCUUACCACUGCUGCAGCAGCAGCAGCAACAGCGGCAGCAGCAGCAGUGGCAGCAGCAGCAGCGGCAGCAGCAGCAGCAGUGGCAGCAGCAGCAGCGGCAGCAGCAGCAACAGCUACAACAGCAGCAGCAGCAGCAGAAGGAGCAGCAGCAGCAGCAGCAGCAGCAGCAGCAGCAGUAUCUACAGACAUCCCCAUCCUCCCCUCCUCUUUGAGCCGCCGCGGGUCCACCCGCCGC
This is a messenger RNA of Closterium sp. NIES-67, 275 nucleotides long. NCBI's taxonomy places the organism in Eukaryota, Viridiplantae, Streptophyta, Zygnematophyceae, Desmidiales, Closteriaceae. The record is from the annotation of a GenBank genome assembly.